Clarias gariepinus (North African catfish) is the source of this 2093-nucleotide messenger RNA. RefSeq names its product serine incorporator 2 (gene serinc2). The record is from RefSeq and is a predicted model, not a curated record. NCBI's taxonomy places the organism in Eukaryota, Metazoa, Chordata, Actinopteri, Siluriformes, Clariidae. The transcript has 10 exons. The coding region runs from base 43 to 1422 and encodes 459 amino acids. Gene Ontology annotation, cellular component: membrane.
ACUUCCGUACUUUGCAGCGUUCCUGUUCUUGACGCUUUGAAAAUGGGAGCUUGUAUGGCGUUGUGCUCUCUGGCAAGCUGCGCAUCCUGUCUGUGUGGCUCUGCUCCAUGCUUGUUGUCAGGAUGUUGCCCCUCCACUUACAACUCUACUGUGACACGCCUUGCGUUCUCCUUUUUCCUGCUCCUCGGCACCCUCGUGUCCAUCAUCAUGAUCCUGCCGGGAAUGGAGGCUCGCCUGGAACAGAUACCUGGAUUUUGUGAACAGGGCUCGUCCAUACCUGGCUUUCAAGGAAAGGUAAACUGCGAGGUUAUCGUUGGCUAUAAAUCCGUCUACAGAAUGUGUUUUGCUUUGGCCUGCUUUUUUUUCCUUUUUCUCAUCAUCAUGAUCCGCGUGCGCAGCAGCAAGGACCCACGGGCCUCUAUCCAAAAUGGAUUCUGGUUCUUUAAGUUCCUAAUACUGAUCGGAAUAACCGUAGGAGCUUUCUACAUCCCUGAUGGCAUGUUCAACACAGUGUGGUACUAUUUCGGUGCGGUCGGCUCCUUCAUCUUCAUCCUGAUGCAGCUGAUUUUGCUGGUGGACUUUGCUCAUACGUGGAACCAAACUUGGGUGGAGAAUGCCGAAGAUGGCAAUAGCAAGUGCUGGUAUGCAGCUCUGCUGUCCUUCACAUUUAUUCAUUACGCAUGCGCUUUUACUGCGAUGGUGCUGUUUUACGUCUACUACACACAGCCUGAUGACUGCACCGAAAACAAAGUCUUCAUCAGCCUGAACUUUAUCUUCUGCGUCAUCGUGUCUGUCGUCUCAAUUCUCCCUAAAGUUCAGGAAGCACAGCCUGGCUCAGGUCUGCUACAGUCCUCUCUCAUCUCUCUGUAUACCAUGUAUCUGACCUGGUCUGCUAUGAGCAACAACCCCAAUCGCAAAUGUAACCCCAGCCUGCUACAGAUAGUCACCAACACCCCCACCAGCACCGCUGCCCCGACCCCCACCCUCGCCCCAGGGCAGGUCCAGUGGUGGGAUGCGCAAGGAAUCGUAGGAUUGGUGCUCUUCCUGUUUUGCACACUGUAUGCCAGCAUCCGAUCGUCCAAUAACGCUCAGGUGAAUAGGCUGAUGCAGACGGAGGAGCGGCAGGAGCUGGCGGUGGACAAGGACGCCGAAGUGGGUGAGGACGGAGUGAGACGUGCUGUGGAUAAUGAAGAGGACGGAGUGACCUACAGUUACUCCUUCUUCCACUUCUGCCUCGUCCUGGCGUCCCUUUACAUUAUGAUGACUCUCACCAACUGGUAUCAGCCUGACACAGACUACAAGUCCAUGCAGAGUACUAUGCCUGCAGUGUGGGUGAAGAUCAGCUCGAGCUGGCUGGCGUUGGCACUUUACCUCUGGACUCUUGUAGCUCCUCUGAUCCUCACCAACCGGGACUUCAAUUAGACUGCGAAGAAGUCACUCCACUGCUGGUUUUCGAAUGUAUCUGUGUAAGAGAGAGAGAGAAAGAGAGAGAGAAAACUUGCUUUUGAGGAAAAAAAAGGAAGAACAGAAAUCUAUAUCUAUAUCUACACCUGAAUCAAACAUUUUAUCUGAUCUUGAACUGAUAUUAUGUACAAUACUCAAAUUGCAGGAUAAUUGACUCAGCUUUGUUGUAUGGUACUCUGUGAGAGUUUGUCUAGUACGAUAAGAAAGUCCAUCCAAAGUAGAAUCUCUGAAAAAUAAAAAUCGGUAAAAUGAUUUCCUCAGAUGUAUCGUCGUAAUAUAUUCAUGUAUACUUUAACUCUAUGAGUCUUUGAUUAUUAUAAAAGGUCUGUGAUGCAAUUAGAAGGACACUAUUUUUGUAAAUAUGCAAAGCGAUCUGUAAUUAUAACGUGUAUCACAUGCAACAUUUUAAACUUCUUUAAAAAUCUUGCACUUUUUGUUUUCAAUCUGUUAAGUAAUGUCAAAUCAAACCUGCUGGAGUUUUCCUCUGUUGAUUUUGAUGUAAAGAGAUGUUCUUUUAAUACACAGUGCUUUUAUACCAAACGUUUAACUAUGAAGGAACAAUAAUGUGGGUUUUUACACUGGUUUGAUUUGCAUUUUACAUAUUAAAGCUUUUCAUGUUAAAGCCACAA